Myiozetetes cayanensis is the source of this 3970-nucleotide messenger RNA. RefSeq names its product forkhead associated phosphopeptide binding domain 1 (gene FHAD1). Gene Ontology annotation, molecular function: protein binding. Lineage: Eukaryota; Metazoa; Chordata; Aves; Passeriformes; Tyrannidae. The record is from RefSeq and is a predicted model, not a curated record.
AUGCGAGCCUUUCUAAAGAGCUCCGAGGGGUGUUUCCAGCUGAAACCCCACACCACGACCAUCGGGAGCCACGGAGGGGCCGACAUCGUCCUGCAGUCCGCAGGUGUAGCAGAUCGUCACGCAGCCCUGGAAUUCUCCGCCUCGGACAACAGCUUCGUCCUCCAGGACUUCAACUCCCCCCACGGCACCUUUGUCAACAGCUGCCAGGUCCAGAAUGCGGCCGUGAGGGUGAGGCCGGGGGAUAUCCUGCGCUUCGGCACCGCGGGAGCCGCCUUCGAGCUGGUGCUGGAUGGGGCUGCCCAGAUGUCCCAUCCCCCCUUGAAACGCCGCACAGGGUGGACGGGGCAGCUCCAGGUGGUUGCAGAGCCCAAACCCUCAGCUCCUGUGUCUCCUCCCCGCCUGCCCUUGCUGCAGUGGCAGCAUCCCCCUGGCUCUCCAGGCAGUGGGACUCGUGGAGCCCCCACCCACCAGCCCCAUCCACCGCUGCUGAGGAGACCCCUGAGCGCCUGGGGCAGGAGCGUGGCCAGCGCUGCCUCUCUGGACACCUUCAGCAGGACCUCUGCGGUGAGGGCAGUCUCAACCAGCUCCUCAGGUGAUUGUGCAAGCAGCGUGGGGGGAGCCCCUUCCCUGGGGACUCACAACAAGGAUCUCCUCCAGCAGGAGAAGGGUGAGAAGCUGCUGCAGCUGGAGCAGGAAAUGGGUCACCUGUCUGGUUUGGAAACAGAGUCAAAGCGCAAAGACGUGGUGAUAAGAGAUCUGCAGGAGGAGGUCGCGGCCAUGGCAAAGAAACUGGCCCAGGCGGCGGCGAGGAACGAGGUUGAGCUGACCCAGAAGCUGCUGGCCUUCAACCAAGAGCUGGGAGCCAAAACAGAGGAGAUCAAAGCCCUGAGGGAACAGAUCAGUGACCUGCAGAAAGGCUCGAGCCAGGUUUUCAGCCAUUCCCUCUAUGAAAGAGACCUGGAAAUUGGGAGGCUCCGGAGAGAAAGCGAGAAGCUGAAGAGGGACCAGGCUUUGACUGCAGGCCUGGUGAGCAGCCUGCAAAGGGAGGUCCUGCAAAAGGAGCAGAAAAUCCAGCAACUCCAGCAAGAGAUUGAAAAACUGAAGAAGGAAAAUCGAGAGAAGGGCAACCAGCUGGCAGUUGUUUCUGCCAAGUGCUCGAGAAUUAAAGAGGAAACGAAGCGCGAGCUUGGAGAGCAAGAAAUAAUCAGCUGUCGAAAUCGCAUUGGGGAGCUGGAACGGGACCUGGAGGGGCUGCAGAUGGAAAUCCAGAAGCAUUGUGCCAAGCAGGAGGCCGUCCAAAAGCAGCUGGCUGAGAAAGCCAAGGUGGAGGAGGAGCUGGAGGCAGCCUGUGCCCGGCAGGCGGGGCAGCUGCGGGAGAUGGGGCGCAGGGAGCGGCUGCUGCGAGCGGACCUGCGGCGGGCAGGGGAGCAGCUGGAGUCCUUCAAGACCCAAGUGAUGCAAGUCUGUUCUCCAUCAGCAGCAGGCAGCACAGGGAAAUCCAUAACGGAGCAGCAGGUGAUAGAGAGGGUCAGGCAGAUCUGUGAUGAGAACCAGCAGAGCCAUGAGAGGGAGAAGUGUCUGCAGGACGAGUUAAGCUCCAGGCUCACGAAGGAGAAGGAGGUGUCUGCAAACACUGAGGUGCUCAAGAACUCCCUGUGGGGGCUCCAGGCUUGCCUGAGGAGCUCCUGCAGCAGCGCCAGCCUGCGAGGGGAGCUGGAGCAACUGGAGGUGGCGUCCCUGGAUCCCCCCAUCUCAGCCAUCAGGACAGCAGUGGUGGACAUGGCAAGUGUCCCCCUCUCCUGGCUGCAGGACCUGGAGCAGCUCCUGGCCAGUGCAGGGAUGGACCUGUGCACCUCUGGCCAAGGGUUGUUGGCUGCCUUCAGGAGCUUGCUGGGAAAGAGUCAGGAAAUGGCACAGAGGAAUCAGCUGUUGCAGGAGCAAUUAGAGAAGCUCCAGCAGUCGCAGGCAGAGAUGCUGCAGGAGAACAAAAAGGAGCUGGAAGCAAAACAUGAGCAAGACUUGGAGAUAAAAAUCCAGCAAAUUAUCCUGGAAAAGGACAAGGAGAACAAAGAGGUUCUGGAAAGCGCUCUCGCCGAGGAGAAGGACAAGUGUGAGAAACGUGUGGAGGAAGAGCAGAGGAAGAUCCAAGAGCUGGAAAGUCACCUGAGAAGCAUGGCUGAGGCAACAGCAAGGAAGGCAGAGAAGCAGGAGGUGAUAGAGGGCAAACUGAAAGAAGCUUUGCGUGAGCUGGAGGAAACCACUGCCCGAGAGGUGUCGUUACAGCAGCAGGUGCUGGUACAGGACGAGCAGCUCAGGGCUCUCCAGGAGGAAAAGGAGCUACAGGGGCAGAAACUGCAGGAAGAAAUAGCAGGAUACAGGGAGCAAAGCAAGCAGCAUUCCCUGACCAUCGUGGCUUUAGAGGGCAGGCUGCUGGAGGCCACGCAGGAGCAGAAGGUGCUGGAGGAGGAAAAGGCAGCACUUGUGGAAAAAAUGGAAGGAACUCAGCGUGGUGCCCACAAGUCAGGAUCGGGAGCUCAGCUGGAGGUUUGUCCUGCCAUGGAGUCACACAUUUGUCUGGGGAAACUGCGGGAGGAGCUGGCAGUGGCUCAGAACCUGCUCCUGGAAAAGGAGGCCUUCAUUGGCAGGCUCACCAGGGAGCUGUCGGAAAGCAGGGCCAGGAUGUCGGACAUGAGAGGGGAGCUGAGCGAGGAGCAGAAGGUGGAGCUGGAGAAGAACCAGAGAUGCCUGAAACACCGGGAGCAGGAAGUGAACCAGCUCAGGGAGAAGCUGUCCCACAUGUCCAGCCUCAUGGAGGAGAAGGAUCAAUCCCUGAAAGCAGCAGCUGAAGAGUUAAGGCGAGCCCAAGCCCGUUGCCAUGUGCUGAGGGACGCUUCCCAACAAACAGUGGAAAAGCCGGAGGAUGCUCCCAGGACACCAGUGCGGGUGCCAUCGUUGGACUUGGCUGACCUCGGUGCAAAGUGCCGAGGCCUCAGGCACGAGGAAACGAUCCAGCGCCAAAAGGAAGGUCUGGCCGAGCUCCGGCAGAGAGUAAAGAUGCUGGAGAAGAGGCAGAGCUCAGGUGCUGUGAAGAAGGGUUUGGAGCCACUGGUGAAAGACUUACCAGAGGAGAUAGUCCAGCACACAGGGCUUGAGAUGGAGCCUGCACCCAUAUCAGGAACAAAAUUGAAGGCUGGCAAGUACCUUGAUGUGAUCGGUGCUCUGGGAAGCCUGAUGGAGAUGAAGGAGCUGUCGGGAAUGCAGCCCCUGCAGCACCUUCCUCGGGAGGAGAGGGAAGAAGCGGGGCUGCAGAGACAGAAGGCCCUGGAGCUGCUGUGCAAAAAGAUCAGGAACCUCCAGCAUCGCCUGGAGAGGAAAGAAGAAAUGCUAAAAGAUUACGAGGGAAGCAUGGAGCAGUUGAGGCAGAACCAAGCGUCCCUGCGGAGGUGCCAGGAGGAGAUGUCCAACCUGGAAGAUGAAGCCCACAGGGAGGCAGAAGAGAAGGCUCUGCUGCGAGAGGCUCUGGAGAGGACCCAGCUCCAGCUGGAGCGGGAGAAGAGGCUGCGGCGAGCGGCCAAACGGCACAAGCCUGGAGCCACGAAGGAGCUCAGGCGAACCAAGAGCCAAAGAGCACACGGCAGAUGCUGUCAAGAAGGGAAACUCACAAGAGAGGCACCACAGGGGCAUGCAGCAGGUGAUGUCUGUGGUAGGAACGAGUCAUCACUGUAAACUUGGUGAUGGUGGAGCUGGCUUGAGAUGUGGGUACACUUUGAGUAGCUCCUGUUGGCGUCCUGUAGCUCUUGGGCAUGCUGGUGUGACAGUGCAGUGUGUAGGACCUAAUUUGCCAGCAGUCUGUGUCCCACACAGCAUGGUGGGAUUUAUGGCAAUGGGAGAGGUGGCGAAGAUACAACCUGACCUAUACAUGUGUGUAUUUAUUUGUGUGUGUAAAUACAGCCAUGACAUGUGAAGUCAA